This is a messenger RNA of Asterias rubens (European starfish), 2209 nucleotides long. RefSeq names its product lysosomal protective protein-like. Gene Ontology annotation, molecular function: serine-type carboxypeptidase activity. The record is from RefSeq and is a predicted model, not a curated record. The transcript has 10 exons. Bases 97 to 1536 code for a protein of 479 amino acids. Gene Ontology annotation, biological process: proteolysis. Lineage: Eukaryota; Metazoa; Echinodermata; Asteroidea; Forcipulatida; Asteriidae.
AGAAACACAAACGUAGUUACCUUCCACUUUCGUCAAGUAAAAUUAAAACCAUAUACCCAUAAAGUUAAACUUUAGAGGGUUUUCUUCCUAAAAAGGAUGGGGAAGUUUAUUCUUGUGAUUUCUAGUUAUGUUUUGUGUCUGGCCUUUUUUGGAGAAACACCAACAUGGGCUCGGCCAGCUGAAGACGAAGUGAAAAAUCUACCAGGAGUUGCUGGACCAUUGAGUUCUAAACAAUACUCGGGCUACCUGAAAGGAUCUGGGACCAUCAGACUCCAUUACUGGUUUGUUGAAUCACAAACGGACCCUAAGAAUGAUCCAGUUAUUCUUUGGCUGAAUGGAGGACCAUCUUGCAGCUCCUUAGAAGGCUACUUGAGUGAGCUAGGACCCUACUGGGUUAACAGCUACGGCAACAAGACCUUGUCUGUUAAUGACGACAGUUGGACUAAAGUUGCUAAUGUCAUAUUUCUGGAGUCACCGGCAGGUGUUGGCUUCUCAUAUAAUGAGAAUAAAAACUACACUACAGAUGAUGAUCAGACGGCAGAAAAUAAUUUGUUGGCCCUUGAGGAUUUUUUCCAGAAGUUUCCAAACAUGGCAAGCAAUGAAUUCUUUAUUGCUGGGGAGAGUUAUGCUGGCAUUUAUAUCCCAACCCUUGCAGUCAAAGUCAUGAAAACACAGAUUAAUUUCAAGGGGUUUGCUAUCGGUAAUGGCUUUGUAGAUGCUAAGGUUUUGAGUGAAACCAAAGUGGAGUACGCUUACUACCAUGCCCUUAUAGGGGAAAGCCUUUGGAAAAGGUAUCAAACAACCUGUGGGUCAAGCAGUAAACCAUCGACUGAAUGUGCUCAAUUAAAGCGGGAAAUUAACGAGCUGAUUGAGCACAGUGGUAUCAAUCCAUAUGAUAUAACUGGUGAUUGUAACGGGAGUUAUUCUAACUCAGACUUAGCUUCAAUCUCUAUAUUGGACUUCAUGGAUCCUGAAGCCUCAGUGGGGACAGUGAGUAAGAAGUUUCCAGGGUAUAGGAGUCCAUUCCUUCCUUGUGUUAAUAACAUCGAUAUUGAAGAAUACAGUAAGAAGUUUCCAGGGUAUAGGAGUCCAUUCCUUCCUUGUGUUAAUAACGUCGAUAUUGAAGAAUACUUAAAUCAGCCGGAUGUUAAGACAGCUCUACAUAUUCCAGACUUUAUCACUCAGAAGUGGACUCUUUGCAAUCCUGAGUUGGCAGCCAUUUACACAAACCUAUACAACACAACAAUUCCAUUAUUCCAAACUCUACUACCGAACUACCGAGCCCUUCUUUACAACGGAGAUGCAGACAUCGUAUGCAACUUUCUUGGUGAUCAGAAGUUUGUAGAGGAAUUAGGACAACCAGUCCUUGGUAAUCGUAGAGCCUGGAGGUAUAGGACUCAAGUGGCUGGAUUUGUUAAGGAGUAUAAGCAAAUAACCUUCAUGACAGUCAAGGACUCUGGCCAUAUGGUACCCCAGGUUACCCCUGGACCAGCAUUGCAAAUGAUCACCAACUUCCUAAACAACAAACCGCAAUAAAAUGGAUUGAUGUCCAAUAUCUAUAUGAGGCUUUUAUUUUUAUGAUAACUUUUGUAUGUUUUUAUGCUGCCUUGACAGAUAAAUUUCAGCAUUGAUGACAUGGUCAAAACUUUAAAGGAACACAUUGCCUUGGUUCGGUCUAUUAAAAGCGUUUGUAACCGUUUGUUAUAAAAUGCAUCUGGUUGGAAAGAUGUUUUAACCCUCUUGUGCGCAAUGGCCUCAAUUGUGGACACAAACUAUUUCACUCACUGUAACACAUCCAAACAAGCUAGAACUAUAGUUUGUAUACCACCCUGUGCAGUAAAGGCCCCUGCAUCUGUUUGUCGCCCUCAAGUGGCAGAUAGAACUGCCCUUUCAGUGAAUGGCCAUCAUGUUUACUUAGUUCAGUGGUCAUACUAUGCACGUCGAAAACCAAAAGUUUUCGCGAAUAAUUUUCAGCUUUCUUGCGAAGAUAAGUUGGUAAAAAAAAUAUGAUUGGUUUUCAUAUACUCUAUACAAUCUAUCUGUCAACAUAGUAAUCUCAAAUCAUGUCACAUUUGUGAGAGGCCCAUCGAUUUAUACAUGUCCUCAUUUGAGGACACUGCGCAAUACUGCACCAAAAAUUGCAAUAUGAACAGCGCCCUCUAUGCCGUUUGUUUACACACAUACCAUAGUAAAGAGGGCGGGGCUGCAU